GCAACAAUAAGCCGCCUCAGCUAAAGCCGUCGCCUACGUCCGAGUUCAGGCAGCGAGCCUUUAAGCGCUCGAGCGCCGUCGUUCUCCCAGAAUGCACCGCUUUGUUUUGGACGACCGCGUUCUCCCACAGUGCACCGCGGUUGUUUUCAUCCUCCGGCCAAGAUGGCCGCCACCGUCGCCGGCGCCACCGCCACCGCAGAGCUCCGGCCGCGCUGCCCCCUGCAACGCACCCUGCGCCCCCGGGAGAGUCUGCCGUGUGCCCGCGAGGGCGCGCGCACGUGCCGCGAGCCCCUCUACGUGCUGUCGCUUGAGCGCUACGCGAAGGACCCGAGCUCGGCGCUCUUCUUCCCGCAGGCCGCGAGCGCCUCCGAGUGGCUGUACGACGCCACGCUGAGCGACGGCGACUGUCGCGUGCGCGUCACGCUGCACCCGUGGCUCAACGCGCAACUCGAGACGAAUGCGCUGCGCUGCGGCUGCCGCGUGCGGGACGUCACCUUCUGCGCGGACGGCGAGGCGCGCGGGGACCGUGCCGGCGGCGCCUCGUUCCGCGUGCUCAGCCUGGCCGUGGACGCGGAGGCCGGCGCGGACGCGGCUCUCGAGGCCCUGAGCGCGCUGCGCGUGGACUCGCUCGCGUGGUUCGGCUCGGACGGCGAGGCGCCGCCGCCGCCGCUCGUGCCGCUGCGCGCGCGCAGGAGCUGCUACGUGCCGCUGUGGAACGAGCAGGACUACAGCGGGGCCGCGUGGAGCGAGAGCGAGAGCGGGAGCGCGCGGGGGGAGCGGAGGGAGCGGGGCUGCGGCUCCGGAGAGGCGCCCGACGAGCCCCGCGAGCCCGCCGUCACCCUGCACGCGGUGAGGCGGGCGUUCCGGCGCCGGGGCCGCGCUGUCCGGGGAGCGCUGGUGGUCCGGGUGCUGCGCAAGUCCCGCCUCGUCUUCUACGGCAAGGCCGAGAGCAGCUGCGAGUGUCCCUACAAGGCCGUGCUGGAGGUGGCCGACAGAUCGGGCCGCGCCGCCGCCGUCCUCUGGAACUCGCUGUGCGUGCGCUGGUACCGCAGCCUGCGCCCGGGACUCGUGCUGCGGCUCUCCGGGUACCGCGUGAAGGAGAGCUACGGCGCGAGGGCGGCGGGGGGCCCCCCGCAGGACGACAUCGAAAUCAGCCUGAAUUCGAGGAACCCGUCCGCCCGCAUUUGCGUCAUUUCGCCGCCGGACGUCCUCGCGCAGUGGAGCCUCCCCGACACGCCGUACGCCUUCCGCUGCGGGAGCGAGCUGCUGACCUGUCCUGCGGGGACCAUCUGCGAUGUCAUCGGCCUCGUGGUGUUUGCGGGUCGUCCGGAGCGCAUCAGGAGCCGUGAUGGAGCGGGGGCGGGGCUCUGCGAGUAUCGAUGGCUGCGAUUGGAAGAUGGGACCACAGCGCAGCCAAUCGCGAUCCAGCUUUUCUCCACGUCGCAGCCGGAAAUACAAAGCAGGAUCUACCCGAUGUCCAUUCUGGUGUGUACCAACGUCCAGGUGGUGAGAAGCGCAGAGGGCCGAGCGGCGCCCUCCCGGUACCUGACCAACACGUCCUUCACACAGGUAUACUGCACAGGCUCGGGCCAUCACUGCUCUAUGCCCUACAGGCAACUGCGCUCGGUGCGGUCCUUUCUCCAGUGGCUGCACACAGUGGACGAGGGCCACGUCCUCAGCAGGGCCCUCACUGGAGGCUACUUUGCCUUCCCGCCACUUCCUGUGUCCCUGGAGCACUUCCUGAAAGAGAUGAAGGGAGACCCAGGCCUGCUCAGUGGGGAGGAACUGAGGAGGGAGACAGAAAAGCUGCAAUACAGAGAGAGCCGCGGGUUUGCCAUCCAGGCCACGGUGACGUCCGUGUCGUACAGUGGGCUUGGAGAGGGGGAGGAACACAGAGCUCUGCGCAGGGCAGUGAUUCGGUCGCCUUCCGCUUCCAGCUCUUCCAGUGUGUGUGUCCAGCUCGGUCCCACGUCUCCUGAGCUGCAGGUGGCGGUGGGGUCUCUAUCAGGACACAGUGGAGUGUCCCCAAGGAAGAGGCUCUUUGGCAGCAUGGAGCAUCCCAGGAAGAGGCUGCCCUUACCCCUACCCCAUGCGCAGGAGGAUGAGGACGCGGACACAGACUUCAGCCUGUGGGAGGCAUCCAUGGAGUUCCUGCAGGAGGAUGCCGAAGACAGCAGCGCCGCGGAGCUCAUCCCGUCGGACGUCCCCCAGGGUCCCCGGCUCGGCUCCGUCCACGCCUUCAGGGAGACAGUGCCUCGGGCGUUCUGCCCCCUGCGGAGGGUCGUACAGGCAGCAGCCAUCGGCCUCCAGGCAGAGCGGCUACAGGACACGCUGCCUUGCAGGAAGCUGGACACAUUUGCGCCCGCACCGCGUGUCUACAGCGGGCAUUACACACUGACCCUGCGAGCUCUCAGUGACAGUGUCCUCAUAGAUGCCUUGUUCCUCCCAGCUGCCCCUGGGAACCCCCACUGGUGUCCCCACCCCACCCCGCACAACAACACCUGGGAGUCCAUCCUGUCGCACGGGGGCUUCUCCCCAUCCGUGCCCCCGCCCGCACCCUCCGAUCUGAUGGGCUCGGCACCCCAGCUCGGCGCUCGCAGGCUCAUGUGUGUGCUGCAAGUGUGUCACCUGGGUAGCGGGCAGCUUGAGGUGGUUCUCAGGUGUGCGUAUCCCCUGCGGGACUAAGGAGGUAGAGCACCUUCUCGCUGUGUCCUCCGAGUCCAUCUUCUCCUGUGUCGCCUGAUGUCAGUUUCGCUCUUAUUUACUGUAGUCAUGUGCCCUUUAAACACUGCGCUCAUGUACGAGUGCGAAAUGGUAGCGGUGCUUCUUCUGUUUGGUGUGAAGUGUCUGUUAGUAGCAGAUGGCAGCUUCUAGCCCUGCAACAGCUCCCCCUAGUGGCACCAGCUGCGUGUCCUCUGAGGAGGACGUGUUCAGAUGCCGGGGGCUGGGAUCCAUCUUCCAUCUGCUGUCUGAGUACAAGCAAUGAGGCUACUCUGGUAAACAGUGUUCGGAACUGUGUGAGAAGGACACCCGUGCUUCGCCAGUAUUGAUAACAAGGAUGCAGAGAAACGAGUAACUAAUAUUCCACCAUACAGUGUGGAGUGGGUGGGGAAGAGAGGGAAGCACUGUGAUAAACGGUGUAAACCCACCUCUUUUGUACCACAUUACCAUUUACUCCACAAACCACUUUUCAUGACCCUAACGUGGCCCUUAGAGAGAUGCCAAGGAAUCUUUAUUGGUUUCAUUCUUUGUUUUUCAAAUCAUUAUAUUUACAUUUAUUCAUUUAGCUGAUGCUUUUCUCC
Scleropages formosus (Asian bonytongue) is the source of this 3302-nucleotide messenger RNA. RefSeq names its product RPA-related protein RADX. The record is from RefSeq and is a predicted model, not a curated record. Bases 163 to 2685 code for a protein of 840 amino acids. The transcript is spliced from 15 exons. Lineage: Eukaryota; Metazoa; Chordata; Actinopteri; Osteoglossiformes; Osteoglossidae. Gene Ontology annotation, molecular function: single-stranded DNA binding.